Eremothecium cymbalariae DBVPG#7215 is the source of this 1308-nucleotide messenger RNA. RefSeq lists its product as uncharacterized. Bases 1 to 1308 code for a protein of 435 amino acids. Gene Ontology annotation, biological process: endocytosis; cortical actin cytoskeleton organization; septin cytoskeleton organization. The transcript has a single exon. The record is from RefSeq and is a predicted model, not a curated record. NCBI's taxonomy places the organism in Eukaryota, Fungi, Ascomycota, Saccharomycetes, Saccharomycetales, Saccharomycetaceae. Gene Ontology annotation, cellular component: plasma membrane; cell cortex; membrane raft.
AUGAAGUUUAAAGGAAUCAUUACAUCGUUUUCGUUUCUAUUAUUACUAGGCUCAAGUUUAUUGGCCCUUUUUAAUAUAUUGUCCGGUGCCAGACACACUGGUGUGUUGAGGAACUUCUACUGGUUAGAAGCUGACACCUCAGGCUUUAACGAUGCGCCUGGAAAUACCAGAUGGUACAACUACAACUGGUGUGAGUUUUCAGAUGGGCGCACUGGCCGCUGCUCUAACAGAAAGGUCCCAGUGGCCUUCUCUCCAAAGGAUAACUUUGGUUACACUGAAGAAAUGCCAAACACGUUUUUGCAGAAACGUAAUACCUACUACUGGUUAUCCAGAUUUGCCUGGGUUACUUUGUUGUUGGCCUUGAUUUUCAUGCUUUCCGCUUUGCUUCCACACAUCUUGGCUAUAUUUACUGAGCGUGCUCAUGUUAUCUCCACUUUCCCAUUGUGGUUUGCUUUGUUUUUCCUAACAUUGUCAGCUUGUUUGUACACUGCCUGCUAUGUUAAGGGACGUAACGCCUUCCACCGCAGAAACCGUUAUGCUAAGUUAGGAAAGAGGAACUUCUGGUUUAUCUGGGUUUCUGUGUUCUUAUUAGGUCUCAACUGUCUAUGGUCCACGUUCUUGGCUGCCAGCAGAGCUGUUACCUUGUACAAGAACCGCAGCCAUAAGUCUGACACCUACUAUGACCACCCUUCUGACAGGUCUUUUGACAAUAGCACUGCCGUUCACAGUGGUGCCUCUGCCCCUCAAAGAAAGACUUUCUUCAACAAGGAUACUGGUAGACCUAAGGGCUCUAACUAUGACGGUGAAGUCCUUGCAGACAGCCGUGAUGCUGGCUAUAGUGGCAACCAUAACACCUACGGUGCUGAUCGCACGCCUCACGUUUCUGCUCCUAAGACUGCUGCUGGCUACACCGGCUCCGCCGCUCAACCAAACUCUGCCUACGCUACUCAGCCAACCUCAAACUACACUCCUAGCACCCCAGCUGCUGCAUACAGAGGCAAUGAAGUCAACACCCCUAGUGCCAAAGUUAGCUCUCCAACGAAGCCAACAUACGAUGCUGACAAGGAUUUCAAGGCCGUCAACUACGACGCCUACAACUCCCAAAGCACUACUGCCCCAAAGCAGGCUCCAUAUCCAGCUGGUUCUGAAACUUAUAGAGGGGGUGAUAACAAUGGCUACUAUACCCCUGUAAACAGGAAUUCGGGAAGAAUCGUUGAUCCUACGGAAUACCAAGGCAAGCCUGGUACUGGGCAUGACUUAGGCGUUAUGGCUGCUCAAACUGCAUCCAACGCUGCCAAGGCCAUUUGA